CAGUUGGCAUUCGGUAUUGUUUCAUGAGUUACUGUUUUUUCUUUAGUUUCAAUUGUUUUAGUAUCGCGUUUAUUUAAAAUUUGUUUUCCAAAAUUUGUAGUUUUUUCGUUUAGAAUAAAAUAUAAUUUACAAGAGUUUGUUGUACGCACGCUCAAAAAAUUAAUUCCGAAUUGUAAAUGCGUAUUAAAGUUUAGUCCCAUUUAAAUUGUUGUUGUAAUUUAAAUUUAAGUAAAGUAAAAAUACAGGAUAUUGCCGCUUUUGCUUGCAAAAUUUUAGUUGUUACCUUGAAAAUGAGCAUUCAAGAUGAAAGCUUUCCGUACGAUGAACUCUUUGAUUUAGACUCAUCGCCAACUCCGGUGAACAGGUUUCAAUUUCCUCACCGCUUGCGUGAAGGGCAAAAACACCAAUUGUUUAGCGAAGAAAGCGACAAAAAUAUGGUCAAGCCAACUCAUAAUCUCAGCACAUCCAAUUCAUCCGUCACCGACCAAACCAUAUCAUCGGCCGAAUGUACUACAGAACAACCCACUGAGCGUGCCGCGAUAACCAAUGAUUCCAUAAUUAAGAGCGAUCGAACUGGUAUGCCCAUCGGUAGUGAUGCGCCCAAACAGCCACUAGAGCGUAAUCGCAAGUCACACUCCUAUCACGAUAUCCAUUCGGAAUAUACGAAGCGUCGCUACAAGCAUGUCGAAAGCAAAGUCGGACAAUAUAUCGCAAAUAUACGCAACGAAGAUGAACGUCGACGUAGGCUAGCGAAAAUCCAAAGACAUCGUUCACUGCCUGAGGCACUGGUGCGAGAUCCGAUAACACGGGAAAGGAUGCAGUUGCAGCGUAGCGUUACCGUUGUCGCGGAGAGGCUGAAUCAAGCGCUUGAGAAAGUAAUUGACGGUGUCGAUGGGGAGCCAGAUGACGGCGCAGACUUUUCGAACAGCAACAUGACAGCGACAACAUCAGCAACAACUUCCACACAGAGUGGUAGCGGUACUACCGACGACGGCGACGAUGAUUUCGGCCGAGAAGCAGACAAGAGUAAUGAGGGUGGUGUGUUGAGGGAAAACUGCAAAGACGGCCUAAUUGAUAAAAAUAUGUAUGCAUUAUUGCUGGAUGAGCGCGAUCGCCUUAAAUCGUAUAAUGACUACCAGCAAUCAAAGCUGGAUGAAAAGCAGUGCGAAAUUACGCGCCUUCGACAAAAUGUGGAUUUCUUGCGGGUGCGGUUGAGUACCGCCGAGGAUCAAAUCCAGAAAAGUCAGAAUUGUCGUUCUUUUGGCUAUGGUCAGAUGGGUGCAAACAGCCAACCGUCUUGGGGCGUAGGGAGGCAGUCGGUGCAGGGUUUGCUCUACUGCACCGCAAAGAGCACAAAGGCGACACAAACUGUAGGUGAUAUAUGCUACUCACCGUCACCGCCACCGCCAGCACCGCCAACACCCUCACCGCCGCACCUUGGCAUACCAAAUGGCGAACUGCAAAUAUACGUGACAGCUGAUACGCCAGAUGGCAACAAUAAUCUAUGCAGUGAGAGCACAAUAGAGAAAUGUGGUCGAAAUAUUAAAAGCGUGGCAGCGAUACAACCAAUGGCUUUGAAUUUCAGCAAUUAUCCGGAUGGAGAGAGCGGUGAAAGGCGAACGACGAGGGAUAAUGUCGCACUGCGCAGGCGUAGUAAUUCCCUUAAAGCCCGACAGAAGUGCGUGGAAACUACCAACGCAAAAGACAGUGAUAAAUCCCAAUAUGACUCGCGCGCAAGCCAUCCCAGCAGCUCUGAUUCGGCUAUUGAUGUUGAAGUGAUCGAAUUGUCAUCGCCACCGAAACCGGCACGUCGUAAACGCAACAAAAUCGACAUGAAAGAGAAGAGAAUUCAUGCACCAAAAGUUUGGAGUCUCAUGUAUAGCCGAGGUCCCCAGAGGACUCCCUCCCCGACGGGUUUGUACAUUGAACGCUGUUCGAACAGCAUUGCUAUGGAUGUCUCUGCAACGACUGAGGUGCAAGGCGGGCGUAAAUUCGCGCCAAAGAAGACCAGUGUUGGCGGCAGGUCUAUUUCACGACGCUGGUUGAAUUUAUUUGGCAGUUGUGUACGUUGCAGGAAUCCCAAGUAUACCGAACGUGAGCAGGUGGCUCCUCAACACAAUUACACACAAGUACCGUUGCUAGAUAGUACUUUUGAGAAAAGCUACACCCCGCUACAAUCUAACUAGAUCGGCACUUCGAGUGCAAUAAAAUCUGUUUUAUAUUUAUUUAUUUAUUUUUAGUUAACUUGCAUAAGAUCUUCACCGCGUAUCUUGGGUAUUAUAAAUUAUCAUUUUAUGUAUUUAGUUAUUUAAUGUUUAAGUUUACUUUAUUUUUUACAUCAAUGUUUUAAAUAUUGCUCCUCAAAAAUGUGUCUAAUAAAAUUAAAAAU
This is a messenger RNA of Anastrepha obliqua, 2389 nucleotides long. RefSeq names its product protein swallow. Lineage: Eukaryota; Metazoa; Arthropoda; Insecta; Diptera; Tephritidae. The transcript is spliced from 2 exons. The record is from RefSeq and is a predicted model, not a curated record. The coding region runs from base 291 to 2186 and encodes 631 amino acids.